UCUCUCAGUGCUGACUGCACCCCGAAACCCCGGCUUUUGCCCCUGUCUGGUCCCGGCCCCAGCCCAUGUGCAGUGGCUGCAAAACCUGCCGCCACGCAGCACCUGGACCCUUAGGUGGCUCCGGAGCCUUAACGGCUCCCAACCCACCCUGCGCCCGUUGCCAUGGCGACUGGGCGAGCGGCCGGAAGGGAGGCCUAGUUGCGGCCCCCAGCCCGCUUUCUGGUAGGCGCGCCGCGCCCCAGACCAGGCAAUGAUUUUAGGAGAGAACUGUUGGCUGAUGACUGAGCUUUCACUAUUGUACUACACUUUCUGACAUGAUGGGAUCAGGCAGACCAGCCUCAACCUGUGUUCAUCUAGCAUCUAGUGUCCAACUGGAUGGGAGGAGUGACCCCAGGAAACUUCAGACCCAGAACCAGCUGCAGUUUAAUAGGAAUGUUCCUACACAUUCAAGCAACUUGGCAAUCCAAUAUUCUUGCCCACAUGGAAUUAGAAUUGAAAAACUAAAGCAGUCAUACAAUGAGUCAUACCAUUGUAGAGAUUCAGGUUUUAGAGACGGUCCUGACCUGGGCAGUUCUGUUUCAUUUUCUGUCAUAUCAGAAGAGAGACUUAGCUAUGCCGUCCAUCUAGCCAAAAGAGAUGUAAAACGAAGACAACUUGAAGAACAUAUAAAAGAACACCAUCUCAGAAGUCAGCCCCAAAUCCUUCAGAAAUGUGGACAGUCUAACCAUAAAAUAUCUGACCAUAGAGUGGAAAGGAAGGAAUCAAAGAGUCGGGAAGUCUGUCACGGCAGCAACCAGCCAUCCAAAGUAGAAAUUUCCAGCUCAGGUGCCAAGGUAUACCUGUACACAUCUCAUCCAGGACAGUCAGACCUCACCAUGCCAAACUCGCCACCCACUCGUGAUCCAGGACUUCAGCCACAUUCCAGGAUAGGUGACCACAAAAGCCUAUGUGGACACAAAAGCCUGCUGGAAGUUCAGCGACUCCAGAAAGAAUUGAGCAGUUGUAUCCAUAAAAUUGAAGAAUUAACUAAAAAAGAUCGCAUGGAAGAAGCUUUGGAUCCAGAUGAAGAGCGGAGAAUCCGUGUCAGGAGGAAGGAGCAGGCCGUUCGUUCUGCCCGAAUGCUCUACGUCCUCCAGCAGCAGGUUAAAGAAAUCCAGGAAGAAUUGGAUAAAUUGAGUCCACAUAAAAUUAAACAUACUAAGAAGUCAUGGGCAGUGUCCAGGCUGGCAGCUGCCCAUCGAGGAGCCAUUCGGGCCUUACAGAUGUUUGUUACUCAAUUUACUGACCGGGUGGAGCACGCAGUUCCUAUUUGGUGCAAGGAAUUGGGCAGUCUCAUCCGCCAGCUUUCACUCUGUUCUGCCAAGCUGGAGGCCAAUUCUUCUGUCCCUGAUGUGGUGAUAGAUAUCCUGCAACAAACUGAGGCUUUGGAAUCCCUCCUGGAAAAGACACUGUCACCAAAAAAGGCAAAGAAAUGUUUCAGUGUAAUUCAGAGCAGAUUUCCUAUUGGUAGCCAAAGGGCCUUAGAGAGAUGGCGAAGUACAUCACCAAAGAGUGAGAGGAGGCCCUUUGUAGCAAAGGAGAUAUUUCCACAGGAAACAAGAGGACCUUCAGUGGCAAAGAAGCUUCUUGCUGAUAAGUAUCAACCUGAUAUAGAGCUUCCAGUGACCCAGAGGUUGGAAAACGAGCUUGAUGUAUUAGAUGCGGAUAUCCUUCUGGAAGAAGCUCCAUCUGUUGUAGACGAAAAUGCGAACUUCAAAGAAGAGGCAUUAGCCGUGGCAAAAACAAGAGCAGGGAAAAAGAAGCUUGUGACUGAGAAUGUGCCACCCUUUAGGAAGAAAGAUACUGUGGCACCGGCAAGACUCCAGCAAGGACUCCACAAAGCUGAAAAAAGUAGACCACCCCAAUCUUACAGCAAAAGCAGGUUGCAACGGACAACAGUCUCCUCCAGGUUAAAAAUGAACCAGCAGCCUGUGAAGGACCAUAAGGCUCCUUGGAUACCUCCAAACCCCACAUCCCCACUGGCAUCUCCUAAAUGUGCUGCCUGGCUAAAGGUGAAAUCUAGCCCCAAAGAUGCCGCAAAAGAACAGUCUCUCCAGAAAGAAGAUACUCAAGAGGAAAGUCGGUUGAGAGGUGCUGUUGAGCACGAAGCAGUGAGUGUUUCUGCCACCCAAUUAGCGGAUAAGGUAGAGAAGGCAGUUCUGGAGCGUUUGAAGCCUCUCCUGGUCAAGGCCCAGAGAGUCAAUUCUUCUGUGGAAGCAGAUACUCGUUUGAAGGAUCGACUGUCAGUGAUCGCAGCAACAGCCCAGCCUGCGGAGAAGGCUACAGCUGUUGAUUGUGAAUCCAGUAGCAUUCAGCAGCUGGAUGAUUUUUUGGAAGAUGCCGCUCACGAGCUCUGGGCUGUGACUCACUCUAAGAUCUCGGAGCCCGAGGCCUUAGCCACCUGGGGGGACAGCAACGACAGCCCGUGUCUGGAGGCCAUGAUGCUCCGCAUGGAGGAAAUGGAGAAAUACCAGGAGACGGUUCGCCAAAGAUAUAAUAAAAUUGUAUUUACUGAUCCUCAUCUUUGGAUGCAGGAAGAAAAAAAUGACCAAAAAAUCCCAGCAGUAAGUGAAAGGCGUGUUUCUCCUCAUCCAAUCAGGAUCACAAAGACAGCAGCUCGCAAAGACCCAGAUGUGAACAUCGUGUUAGAAAGGCCCUGCAAUGGCACUUCCCUAGAUGAAAGUGUGGGAACAGAGGAGAGACCGGAAAAAAGAGAGAAUCCCCUUCUCUCCCUUUCAGAAGAUGCUCAGCAGAAGGAAGGCCGAGCUGCCCUCUUUGUCCCGCGGGGCAUGCGGCGCAGCAUUGGUGACUACUGCCGCCGCUUCGAGCAGUACCUCCGGGUUACUGCGCACGAGGCUGUGGGCUCCUUCAACCCGUGGCUGAUAGCUGAAAGGAUGUCGCCUGUGAGGAGCUGCAGAUCCCAUCUCCGAGGUGCCGAUGCAUCGGGGAUUCCAACUCAGAACUUCCAGAACUGCUGCAGAGUGGGCUUGGCGGGGGCCCAGGGCUCGGGCAGAGGGCAGAGGAGUGGAUGGGGGACCGCAGCAAUGACUGCCUUGAUGCCGGGGUCCCUUCCCCCUCUGCCUGCUGGUGCUGGGGGCCGGAGGGGAGGCGGUGAGUAGCAUCCUUUCUGCCUCUCCUCCCUCUCUUCCUUUGCUCGCAGUUCCUGCUUCCCUGAAAUCGAGGGGAGUGUGUGUGUAGGGAGUGGGCAGCCAGAGGCAGUGCCUGGAGGAGGCAUGCACUGUGCACUGGUGGGUCUGGAAGGCAAGAGUGAGCGUCAGAGCGAAGCCCCCAGGGCCCAGAGGAGAGGAAGGGGCUCUAAGCCCGGUCGGAAAGCUUCCGGUUUUCUCUGUGGUGCCAUGUAGGUUUCCUUAACUCUUGAAUGUUUCUGAGGAAGUGUGUUAGCAACUUGAGGGAGUGAUGAGAAUUCCCCGCAAACCCUGUAAAUCAGGGGUGUCUGCUCACCACGCACGGGUCACCGCAGGAGCGCCGUUUGGGAGGGCCAGCGGGCUGGAGAGCUCUCGGUUCUGGGGGCUCGAGAAGCAGCAGGAAGGCAGCGGCGUGACCACUAUCUUCCUAAAUAGUGGCCUCUCCCAUUCGCCCCUGCUGGCUCAAGAGCAGAGACCUCUCAUCUGUUUAUUAGUUUGUUGAACCUAAUAAUGAGGGCUGGCCUGGAAGGGCUUCCACCAGACGUCCUGAGGGCUUCCCUCGGUCGGGGCCCCAGGGAAUCCCAUGUCGGGCCCGGGCUGGCUGUCAGGCCCACGUGAUCUCAGUCAACUCGUCCGUCAGUGCGGGUCCACCCUGACCAGGCUCGCAGCUCUGAUAAUGACUCUGGGCUGGCUGUGUGGCCAGGCCUCCUCUUUGCUUUGUGGCUCCGGUUCUAGGUCCCUCUUGCCAGCCUGCCCAGGGCCCUGUUCCUGUGACACUGGGCCUGCUCUGCUCUCCCCAGUCUUCCCAGAGCCUCAAGUGUGGCCUCUGACCCUCAGCCUGGAGCAGGGAGCCCCGAAGUUGCCCCUACCCUCUCUCAUGAACCCCCUUUAUCUGCUGCUCUUCCUAGAGUCCCCUUAGCUGUUUCUGUGCUCCAUCUGCCUGGUAACCCUGAUCGAUUUUUCUUGAACCAAACCUGCUGCCUCUCACCUUUUUUUCUGGCUGACUUUCCAUCCACCCAGCGGGACUUUUCUUGUGGCUGAGUCCAUCCUUCCCGCCACUGAAUCAGACCCCCCACCCGCAUGCCCCAGCGGGUGUCCGGAGGUUGGGCUACUCCAUGUCCCGACGCCACGAAAUGAGUAAGACGCCUGCGCCUCCUACCCUUCUCUGAGCUCCAGCUCUCCCGGGGGCUGACUGAGGGGCUGCUCCCCUCCCAUUCUGCUCUGGAUCCAAGAGAAGUCACCCUGUCCCAGAGCCCCUCUGUCACAGCCUUUGCCUCCCCAGGCCCUGUCUCCCUUUGCUUCCAUUGCAACCCUCCCCCGGGCCCCUUGGCACCCCCUCUGGGUGUGUCUUCGCACCUUGUGCCGUUCCUCGCCCUCCCCUCCCCAGCCUCCCUCACUGCCCCCUCCCUGGACCAGAAGCAUUUCCCUUCUGCUCUGGUUGUCUCCCUGGAAUCUUCCAUCCACACACUGUUCCUCUGUCUUCCCUUGGGUGGGGGUGAGGUCAGCCUAAGGCCUCCCACUGUGGGCGCCAUGCCUGUAUCUAGAAGCUUGCUCUGUCUCUAUCCACACCCGGCAUCCCAUUUGGGAAUGCGAGAAUUCCAGCAGCGUCCGGCUCUUGACACACUGUGAUCAGAUCCUGGACACUUGGGCUCUGCCAUCUACCCCACAGCUCCAGGGUUCCCUAAGCCUGGGCUGAAUUACCUAGGAGGCCCCCAGCAGACGAUUCCUCGAGAUGGCAUGGGAGGCUGGGAGUCCAGAGAGCUGGGGAGAUGAGGCUGGCCACCAGCACCUGUGCAGCCACUUGUCUUUAUGGCCCCUACAGACUGAGCUCCAGGGCCAGGCUCAGGAGGAAACAUGGUUCUCCUUAGCCAUGUUUGUCCAACACACUGUUCUUGGAGAGUUACUGAGAGGCCGAGAGAGGUUAAGUGAAUAUUUGGGGUUUAACCCCAUCCCACAUCUACUCAGCACUUUACAAUUCACAAAAUGCCUUUCAAUACAUUCCCUUCUGUCUUUCAGUCACUGUAGCCACCCUGCAUUGUGUACCAGCAGUAACACGGACCGCUUAAGAAUGUGAGCCACGAGUUAAAAUCUCCUGGGACCUCCAUGCCUCAGUUUCCUCAUCUGUGAAAUGGGGAUAACAGUAGUAUCCACCCAGGGUUACUGUACGGAUUAAGGGAAGUAAUCCUUGCAAACAUUGAGAAGAGCACCUGGCGGAUAGUAAGUGCUCAGCAAGUGUUCACUCUUAGGUUUGUCACUGAGGACUUAGGAGGGGGACGCUUGUGGCUGUUCUCACAGCCUUCUUUCUGAAGUGCUCUCCUUGCCUCUUUGCUCUUGUUGUGUUCUUCCUGCCUACAGCCCUGUGUCUCUUCUUGCCUUGCCCUCGAAGCCAAACACUUGGCAACAGUUAGCCAUUCCUUUGGCUGCCCUGAGCCACACAGCUGGUUCCCCCUCCAGCUUAUCCCGCUGGGACACCUCAGAGAGAUGUCCCUUUUGGCCACGGAACUAACUGCACCGUGGACAGUGGUCCUGUACGCUUUGCUCUAGGGCUCCCAGUGCCACCAGAACCUUCUGAACUGGACCACAUCCUUAAGGGGCAGGCAGAUGAAGUAUUACUAGCCUUGGGUUUUUUUGUUGUUGUUGUUUUGUUUUUUGGCUGCGUUGGGUCUUCUUUGCUGCGUGCGGGCUUUCUCUAGUUGCGGCGAGCAGGGGCUACUCUUUGUUGUGGUGCACAGGUUUCUCACUGCGGUGGCUUCUCUUGUUGUGGAGCACGGGCUCUAGGCGCGCGGGCUCAGUCGUUGCGGCUUGCAGGCUCAGUAGUUGUGGCGCACGGGCUUAGCUGCUCCGCGGCAUGUGGGAUCUUCCCGGACCAGGGCGCGAACCCAUGUCCCCUGCAUUGGCAGGUGGAUUCUUAACCACUGCGCCACCAGGGAAGUCCACUAGCCUUGUUUUGCAGAUGAAAAUAAUAAGGUCUACAGAAAUGAAGAGGUCAUGUGGACACACAGUGACAGGACCAAAACUCAAUCUGCAUCUUUUGACUUCAGACCUAGUAACCUUUCCAUUCUGUAACACCAUUUGGUCUUUCUCUCAAGCAGAUGAUUCUUAGAUGGUCUAGAAAGUCUUAGUCGAUGUAACUGUAAGUGGUCCUGCACUCUGGUCCUGCACUCUGCCAGACACUAGGCUUAGUUUGGGGCCUACAAAGAUGACUAAGAUGCAUUUCCCACCUUCCUGACACAGCGUCCCCACUGCCCAGAGCUGAGCUGCUGCUUCAGUUUUCAUCUUCUGCCUCCCUCAUCCCCUGCGCUCCUGCUGGGGCUGCACCCUCCCCAGAACUCAGCCCGCAGAGUAAUGAUAAUUGUCCACGGCUUGAGUGCUGACCAGGUAGGUGCCUUAUUUACACGAUCUCAUUUGAGUCUCACACUAAACUGAAAUAGAGAUUAUUAACGUGUUUUACAGAUAAAACUGAAGCCAAGUGAGAAGGAGAUUUUCCCAACGAGACAGCGGUUCUGGGUCUGCUUACAAAUUUGGGCUCUUCCCAGUGUACCGCCGUGGACCCCCCUGGGCCCUGGCAUCCUGCCUGCUGCUCAGGCUCCUCCCCCAGAACCUCUGGCCGGCCGGAGGCUGAGUGUCCGCUCAGAAGGCAGCCGAAGCUACAGCUGUGGCCUCGCCUCCUGUGCCUGGAGCAUGUGCCGAAUUGGACAUGCUGGUACAACCCUCGCCUGGGCGGUACCUGGGCUUUUGCUCUACCUGCCAAGCACUGUUCACAAAAGGCCUCUGCCCUGUGCAGGCCAGCCUCAGUGGCAAAGCCAGUGUCCCCGCCCUCCGGUAUAAUUUCCUCCUUUGCCUCCUCAAGGCAUCAUUCUCAGGCAGCCCCUCCCCACAUAGCGUCAUGCGGGGCCCCAGCGGCCCCAGCUGGACAUUUUUCCCCUUGGCAACCUCAGCAGAGAGAAGCCCUUCUCUCCCAGGAGUGCCACGAAGGCUUCAGGGUCACUGCUCAUUGGUCUGAUGGGCCCAACCCACGGAACAGACCCAUCCCCGACCUAAUGCCUGUGCUCUGAUUGGUCAGAUCUUAGUCACAUGUGCAUCUGGAAAAGAGGAUGGAUCAGCAGCAUCCCAACCACAUGGACUGAACAUGGAGAAGCGGCAGCUUCCCAGAGGAAAACAGAGGCCGCGUUACCUGAAGCUGGAGAGUCUGCCAGUGUGCACUACAAAAAGUAGCAUGUCUUCUUAAGACUAGGUCACAAGACACAUUUUAAUUUUCAUUAACAGUCAUGCAAAGUUUACUACAUCUAUGGAAAUCCAGAGAUAAGUAAGGCACAGACCCUCGUUAAGCGAAUGAAAAUUAAGGUGAAACAGAGAGAAGCAACAGAGCAUGGUUGUGCGUUCAAAGGAGUGACUCAUUUUUAUUGAGCGAAGGUUGCAAUCCUGGUGGUCUUCAUGGAGGACGUGGCAUUUGAAUGAGAUCUUGAAAGAAAAUUGAAACUCUAGUAAUUUUAGAAGUAGGGGAAGGACCCUCCAGGCAGAGGGAACAGCAGGGCAAGGAUUGAGCUCUCGAAAGGGAAGGGCAUAUGCGAAUAUAAUGCGAUUAGGCUAAGGUGCUAGAGGGGUUUAGCCAGAGCUGAGACGCCUGCACUGGGAGCCUGUGUGCCCGAGACUGAGUGCAUCUGAGGCAGUGAGGAGUGGCCUUGGCAGCUCACGACUCCUGCCGACAAAGAAUAUUUGUCCGGCUUCGAGAAGAUGCCCUUGAACAGAAACAAGCAGUUUCCCUGGGAGAGCGUCCACCCUCGCUGCCCUUGAGAGCAGGAUUUGCCCCAGAUUGCCCCUUGCUCAAGCUUCCUAAUCUUUAUUCUGUUUCCAGAUGGGGGGAGUCUACUGGGAGCCCCAGGCCCCUGCCAAGUGCUCCAUCUGUACUUAAUCAAUCCCUCCUCUGAAAUCCAAUCCGUCAUAAAUUCCAGCCUCACAAUAAAUGUGCUGAGAGGUCUGGAGGGACGGGCUUUUAUAGUGAAUGAGAAACAGAAUCGCUGCCCAAACUGUUGAACUGAGAACAAUGGGGAUCCGAAGGAGGUGCCGCAAGAGGGGCAGAUAUUGAAGGCUGCGCAGCAGAGGGGGAGCCCACGGAGCCCCACCGCCCGGGCCCGCUGCACCCUCGGCUUGUCCUCAGCCUGGUCUCCUCGCCUUUAUUAGCUCUUGGUAAUGGAUUUUCUAUCUGCUCCGUGUGACGGAGGAGUCUGGGCAAGCCUCAGAGACCUGCAGAAUUUCCUCCCGGCCCUCCAAUGAGAAGCCGGCAGCCUCCGGCAGCCGCGUAGGUGGCUCUCCAGCCAACAUUUACUUCAGUGUCAAAAAGAAAUCCCAGGCAUGUUUGGAACAGAUGCAGGGCCCGCUGAGCCGUGGGGUCUUUGCGAGGACAAUCUAGGCCGGGCCUCAGGGUGUCAGCCUUCCUGUCAGUGUUGAUCCUGUCGUCCUUGCCUGGGGAGGGCACGCUGGGGCCUGAGACCCAGGCGUCAGGCACUGCUGCAGCCCUGUGACCUGUGGCAGGCGUGGCAGAAGGCCACCUUGCCGUGGGAGGACACAGGGAUGCGGGCUUAGCUCUGCCAGCGCUUUUAAUUAACUCACAUAAUCAUUCACAGGUUAGACAUGAACAUGCCCCAGACUCCCCACACUAACUCAGGGGGCCUGUAUCCCAUCCGCACAAAGGGAUGGACGCAAUAGGAGUUCUUGCUGUUUCAGUAAAAAUCCCUUUAAAAAUCUGGAAAAAGCUAUGGGCCCUUUCCUCAGAAAACACACACACACAGACACACACAUGUACACACACAAACACGUGUACAUAUACAUGUGCACACACACAUUAUAUGCACACAUACACAUAUGUGCAUGUACAUACACACACCUGCAGUGCCAUGUCAGGGGGCUGGCAAUCCCCAGAUCCAGGCUGGCCCGGAUGCCUGGUUAAGGAGCCCUGAACUGAAUGAUUCUGGGGUGCGGCCUCUUCCCCUGUAAUUCUCUCCGAAGCCGUCUGGGUACAAGCCGUGCCCCCAUCACAAAGCAUUUUCUAACCUCUUACUCUGAGGUGGACAGAGGAGGGUUUAUUACCCCCUUUUCUGCAGAGCGGGGACGGGUCUGACAGGAAAUCAAUAGUGAAAGUGGGGCUCAUCAGCUCCACCAGUGUUUCCUCUAACUUUUUUAGGCCAUGCUCCCUUUUGAUGCACAGAAAAAAACCUCAUUUCCCCACCCUAGGAAUUUCUAAUAACUCAUGGUGGGGAGGGGAGCAGAAAUCUACAGAAUCUCGGGCCAAGUUGUUAAAUUUUACUCUCUAUAGCUUGAAAUAUAAUUUGAACUCUGAAAACCAUAGUUGUGCUUAAUUCCCAAGUAUGAAAUAUUGUAACAUUGGAACAUUUAAAACCAUACAGCCUGCGGCAGCCUGGACUAAAAAGCACUGUGGAAGGACUGACAGCCUCUCCACGUAGUUGUGCGGUUAAUCCAGCCCCUUCCCAGAACUUUCCUGCCGGGGACACACCAGGACCCUCGUGCCAGUGCCAGAUGACUCUAAACAGCAGACAACAGCACUCUCCUGAAGACUUUUGGAACCCUUAACUUUGGCAAGUCUUCAGGAUUGAGUUUUGGGGGGAUUGCAGGGGCUAUGUCAUCCAUGAGAUGACGCAGCCCCCAAUAGCCAAGUGAGUUGGAACGCACGAUGCAGCCUUUCAUGUGGGACACUCCCAGUGCCCUUGGAAUAGAGUCCUGGGAAUGCAGGAGCCCAUCUGCCAUGGCAGGAUUCUCAGAGCUCCCUCUCCCACUGCUGGAACCUGGGACGUGCUGCCACGUCCCAGCCUUGGCCAAUCAGACCUGGCUUGAAUGAGUGGUGCAAAGAUGAGGUUCCUCUAGAACCCACUCAGCGGUGGGGCUGUCCAAGGUGCAGGGAGUGACCCUCAGGCCAAACUGAUCUGCCACGAGAUGGCUGUUGGGCUUUACAGUUCUCUGCCCUCUGAGCUGCCUUUGUUCCUGUCUGCUCUCCAAGCCUGUCCCUGCAGCCUCAGCCCCGGCAGCCCGCCAAUAAAUUCCCUUUUGCUUAAGAGAGCCCGAGUCUGUGCCUGCUACAAUAGGAAGCAUCUGUGUUGCAUGCACACCGUCUGGACCUCGUGUUACUUCCGCAAGCAAAUGCUACCUGGGCACCAGCAACACCCCCACUUCUCCUGGCAGGAUGGGGUGGAGGGGGUCAAAGAGAGUAGAAAAGACUCCUUUCCACAAGCCAGCAACACUCCCUCCACCUCCACGCAGGAGUGUGAGGAGAGAGCCCUGAGAGAUGAACCUGGAGACCCUCUGCCACCAAUGCCCUGUUUUUUGUUUUUUCUUUUAAUAAAUUUAUUUAUAUUAUUUAUUUAUUUUUGGCUGUGUUGGGUCUUCGUUGCUGUGCGUGGGCUUUCUCUAGUUGCGGUGAGCGGGGGCUACUCUGUUGCGGUGCGCGGGCUUCUCAUUGCGGUGGCUUCUCCUGUUGCAGAGCACGGGCUCUAGGCAUUUGAGCUCAGUCGUUGUGGCUCACGGACUCUAGAGCGCAGGCUCAGUAGUUGUGGCGCACGGGCUUAGUUGCUCUGCGGCAUGUGGGAUCUUCCCAGACCAGGGCUCGAACCCGUGUCCCUUGCAUUGGCAGGCGGAUUCUUAACCACUGCGCCACCAGGGAAGCCCAAUGCCCUGU
Messenger RNA from Orcinus orca (killer whale), 10872 nucleotides. RefSeq names its product KIAA0753 ortholog. The transcript has 17 exons. Lineage: Eukaryota; Metazoa; Chordata; Mammalia; Artiodactyla; Delphinidae. The coding region runs from base 315 to 3158 and encodes 947 amino acids. Gene Ontology annotation, cellular component: centriolar satellite. Gene Ontology annotation, biological process: centriole replication; protein localization to centrosome. The record is from RefSeq and is a predicted model, not a curated record.